AUGCAAACCAAAGGAGAGAUGAAGAAAUGUCGACUAGUCAAACCCCACCUUGCUCACCUAAAUCCCUCAUCGAUAUCUCCUAAGAUUCAUCAAUUACAUCCUCAAAGAACAGCAUCUCCUCUUUACCCUAAUUGGAAUCUUGAUCGGUUCUGCCUUCGUCAUCCUCAAACCAUCGUUUACCACCAUCUGAUAUUGGUAGAGGAUAUGAAGUCUCACAUGUGCAACGGAAGAGAAAGUUCAAUAAGAAGAAGUCAUCUAUCAGAUCAGUGCUUUCCGGCAAAACCAGAAGGAGAUGAGAGGGGAACGAGAGUGGUAGUUGCUUCCUCUGGUGAGCUUCUCAUCCCGUCAGUUGAUAGUAGCAUCACGAAUAGUAGCAGAGGGCACGGGGGUGCUGGCGGAGCUGUGGUUGCCGGUGUUCCUAGGUGUCGCCGAUGGGGAAGGAAUGAAACAACAAAGGAAUGGAGUUGA
Molecule: messenger RNA, 468 nt
Organism: Lactuca saligna
Lineage: Eukaryota; Viridiplantae; Streptophyta; Magnoliopsida; Asterales; Asteraceae
Source: the annotation of a GenBank genome assembly